Glarea lozoyensis ATCC 20868 is the source of this 855-nucleotide messenger RNA. RefSeq names its product NAD(P)-binding Rossmann-fold containing protein. The transcript is spliced from 4 exons. The coding region runs from base 1 to 855 and encodes 284 amino acids. The record is from RefSeq and is a predicted model, not a curated record. NCBI's taxonomy places the organism in Eukaryota, Fungi, Ascomycota, Leotiomycetes, Helotiales, Helotiaceae. Gene Ontology annotation, cellular component: cytosol. Gene Ontology annotation, molecular function: oxidoreductase activity.
AUGCAGCCACCUUAUCCAUCGUUCACAGCAACGUGGCACAAUGAUACUUACCCAGCGAUAGAUCCAACUCGGACGGAAUUAUCUCAAGCUGGGAAGACUGUCAUUAUUACAGGAGCGGGCAGCGGAACUGGAAGACAGACAACAAUUGCCUUCGCAGCAGCAGGAGCGAAGCACCUGGUGUUAAUUGGCAGAACCGAGUCAGAUCUGGUUGAAAGCCAAAACUUGAUUCCUGCUCCCACAACCAGCACGAUAUUUGCUUGUUCGGUGGUAGACGAGAAGGCCAUCCAAAACGCUGCAGGCAAGAUUGGAAAUUGGGAUGUUCUUAUAAUGGGAGCAGGCCAUGAGCCAAGUCCUGCCAAAAUCGUAGAUCAAAAAUUGGUGGACUUUUGGACUGCCUACGAGGUCAAUGUGAAGUCGAUAGUUAUCGCAGCACAAGCAUUGUUUCCACACGCAAAUGAAAAUGCGAGUGUCUUUGCAAUCACUUCUGGCGCUAUGGCACUGCCCCCAGCUUAUACUCCAAAUUUGUCUGGGUCUAUGGGUUCAAAGGUCGCUCAAAUCAAGUUGAUGGAAUUUUUGGCCGCAGAAAAUCCCGACAAGUUCAUUUGUAGCGUUCAUCCAGGAAUACAUGACACCAAGAUGUUUCGACGAUCAGCGGCUGAUGCUAGCCAGCUCCCAAUGGAUACUCUUGAACUUCAUGCCCAUUUCAUGGUUUGGCUGGCAACACCAAAGAAUAAAUUCCUGCAAGGACGUGUCGUAUUCGCGAACUGGGAUGUUGACGAGCUCUCUGCUCGCGCCGAAGAGAUAACGACUAGCACAGUGUUGACAAUCGGCUACUCAGGCUGGCCAUUUGCUUAA